Messenger RNA from Rhipicephalus sanguineus (brown dog tick), 1722 nucleotides. It is a transcript of the gene U4-U6-60K, whose product is annotated as U4/U6 small nuclear ribonucleoprotein Prp4. Gene Ontology annotation, molecular function: protein binding; U6 snRNA binding; U4 snRNA binding. NCBI's taxonomy places the organism in Eukaryota, Metazoa, Arthropoda, Arachnida, Ixodida, Ixodidae. The record is from RefSeq and is a predicted model, not a curated record. The transcript has 15 exons. Gene Ontology annotation, cellular component: U4/U6 x U5 tri-snRNP complex. The coding region runs from base 12 to 1700 and encodes 562 amino acids. Gene Ontology annotation, biological process: mRNA splicing, via spliceosome.
UGUUGUAUCCAAUGUGUAGUAGUGCUUAUCCUGCAGUUGUUUUCUAUUACUUGGUUGCAUCGUUAGAGUGCCGUGUGUCUAGGUGUCCUACCUUCAUAUGGGGUGUUUUGCUUGUCAUUGGUGAGCUUGAAGAGGCGAUGUCUGACGAUGAAGAUAUUGCAUAUGUUAAGCGCCAGAAGGUUGUUCACUAUGGAAGUCUUGAAGAGAGAGAGCGUCAAAGACUGGCAGAUAGAGAAGCCGAAGAUGGUAGUGACGAUGAUUCGCAAAGCACGGAUCUCAAAGCAGCGAUGGCUUCCGGAAACGUUCACAUAUCCGAGGAGUACAUGGAGAUUGAGGAUGAAGGCGGCCGAGACAAACAGCAGCUGCUUGAGGAGUUUGAGAGAAGAAAAAAGGCUCGUCAGAUCAACGUAUCAACUGAUGACACGGAGGUCAAAUCAACUUUGCGCGACAUGGGAGAGCCAAUUUGCCUAUUUGGUGAGGGUCCUGCAGACCGGCGGGAACGUUUGCGUCACUUAUUGGCCUUGGUGGGACAAGACGCAAUACGACGCAAGAAGGAGGAAGAACGUGAAAGAGAGCGAGAGCUGCGGAAAGACACAUAUGAAACAACUUGGUAUCACGAGAGUAAUGAGAAGCUGCGGGAGUGCCGCCUUUGGAUAGCACGUUUCUCAUUGCCUCGUGCUCGGCACCGUAUCGCCACAGCCAAAGAAAAACUGAAAUCCCAAGGACCCGCUGCAUCAGAUUCUCAGCUGCACGCCAAACGACAGGAACUCUACAAGACUCUCAGAUCUUUGAACAUCAACUGCAGCCAAAUUGGUGAUACACGCCCAAUCUCCUUUUGCGAGUUUAGUCCCAACUCGCAGAUGCUAGCAACUUCAUCCUGGAGCGGGCUGUGCAAGCUAUGGUCAAUCCCCGAGUGCAACCUCAUCAGGACCUUAAGAGGACACAACUGCAAUGUGGGUGCCAUUACAUUCCAUCCACGGUCAACUUACCUGCAGUCGGAGAACGCACUCAACAUGGCCUCUUGCUCUGCUGAUGGUGUCGUUAACUUGUGGAACCUGAAGAGUGAAGAGCCAAUGAGCACAUUGAGAGGGCUGUGCCCGCACAGGGUCUCCAGAGUGGCAUUCCACCCUUCUGGACGCUUCUUGGCAUCCUGUGUAUUUGAUCAUUCUUGGCGUCUAAUAGACUUGGAGACUGAAACAGAGGUGCUGCACCAAGAAGGGCACAGCAAAGCUGUGUAUGACAUUAGCUUCCAAUGUGAUGGUUCAUUGGCUGCUACAGGGGGCAUGGAUGCAUUUGGGCGUGUCUGGGACCUCCGUACUGGGCGCUGCAUCAUGUUUCUAGAUGGUCAUCUGAAAUCUGUGUUAAGCCUCUGCUUCUCGCCCAAUGGCUAUGUUCUGGCCACUGGCAGUGAAGACAACACAAUCAAGCUGUGGGACUUGAGGCAACGAAAGUGUGAAUACACCAUUCCUGCUCAUCACAACCUUGUGUCAAGGGUAAUUUUUGAAAAAUUGUCUGGGGAAUACCUUGUUACGACAUCGUAUGACAACACGGUUAAGAUCUGGUCCAAUCCCGAGUGGACUCCAAUACAUAGCCUCAGUGGUCAUGACGGCAAAAUUAUGGGUGCCGACAUUUCACCUAAUGGAAAGUACUUGGCGACAUCAUCCUUUGACCGGACAUUUAAGCUUUGGACUCCAGAAUAAAAUCUACGAUUUAUUUUUGUAA